This is a messenger RNA of Amphibalanus amphitrite, 2895 nucleotides long. RefSeq lists its product as uncharacterized. Gene Ontology annotation, molecular function: nucleic acid binding. Gene Ontology annotation, biological process: DNA integration. The record is from RefSeq and is a predicted model, not a curated record. The transcript has 4 exons. The coding region runs from base 973 to 2595 and encodes 540 amino acids. NCBI's taxonomy places the organism in Eukaryota, Metazoa, Arthropoda, Thecostraca, Balanomorpha, Balanidae.
AGCCGGCCGGCCGGCCGGCGGUCGCUGGUCAGCUGACCGCCGUGCGGCCGCACCGCCUGGGGCUGUGGGCGGACUGGGCCUGCGUGCCGAAGCUGGGAGCUGGCAGUCAGUGCGGUACGGAUCUGUGUGAGUGAAUACAUGUCCCGCAGAUAUGCCUCUUUAACAAUUGGCGACGAGGACAAUUACGAAUUUAAUUUUGUUGAGGCAUGGCGGGCGAUUCAAGAGGAAGAGGCUUUGAUGCUUUCAAGCCUGGUGAGGAUAAUUGGGAAGAGUGGAAGGAACGUCUGGAAUUCUACUUGGAGUCUGAAAAUAUCACCGAGAGUGACAAGAAGCGUUCUGUGUUGCUCACCGUGUGUGGUAAGGAGACGUACUCUUUGGUGAAGAGCCUGGUAUCGCCGAACAAGGUGAGAGACGCAUCUUUCGAUGAUAUUGUCUCGUUGUUGGACCGUCAUUUGCAGCCAAAGCCGUCUGUGACAGUGGCGCGCUUUCAAUUUAACAUGUGCGUAAGGAAGAGCGAUCAGACUGUGUCUGCUUACAUUGCUGAGCUGCGUCGUCUCACUGAACACUGUCAGUUUGGCGUCACAUUGGACGACAUGUUAAAAGACCGCCUUGUGUGUGGUGUGAGUGAUGGGCAGAUGCAGAAAAGGCUGCUAGCUGAAGAUGAACUGACUUUUGCUCGUGCACAAAAGCUGUGUCUGUCCAUGGAGGCUGCUUCCAGAGACGCAGGCAUUCUGACUGGCACGUCCACACGAGCGGUCGAGCCGUCUGGGGAAGGAGCUGUCAACAGGAUGGACCAGCAGUUCUCGAGCUGCUCACGCUGCGGAAGACGGCACGGUCGAGACAGAUGUCGUCAUACGGCGACGACCUGCUUCAAGUGCGGUAAGGUUGGCCACCUUGCGCGGGUGUGUCGUGAUACGAAACCGAACCUACCUGGAAAGAGGCAGUUCAAAUCAUCAUUUGAUAAGAAACGUGAUGGGGAUGCGAGAUAUGUUGCUGAAGGACCUGAAGGAGGGACACGGGAGCAUGAGCUGUCAGAGCACUCAAGAUUCCGAUUUGGAGCAGAUCAAAACUGUCAUUCACGCUGUCAGUAACAAAAAGAAACCGGCAACGGUGACUGUUGGGAUAGAGGGCGUGGAUGUUGUGAUGGAACUGGAUACGGGUGCUUCUUGUUCUAUCAUAAAUGAGUCUACUUACAAACAGCUGGAGUCGACCAUCAAGCUGCAGGCGCCCCAGUCGGUCCUCAGGACCUACACGGGACACAAGAUACCUGUGCUGGGCGAGGCUGUGGUGGACGUCCGCUACGGCUCCAACGAAUGGUGGCUUCCCGUCAUCGUCACGAAGGGAAGUGGUCCGAAUCUCCUGGGACGAGACUGGCUGAGUCACAUUCAGCUGGAUUGGAGAAGCGUCUUCUCGGUAUUGCAGAGAUUCCAGGAUGCUGGCCUGAGAGUUUCGGAGAAGAAGUGUCGCUUCUGCGUCGACGAGGUUGAAUACCUGGGACAUCUGAUCGACGCUGCCGGCUGCCAUCCAUCUGGGAAGAAGAGCGUCGAAGACGACCUGUCGCUGGAUGCCGGGAGGAUCGCUCAGCUCAUCAGUCGUGACGCUCUCCUCAGCAGGGUGCUGACCGCCGUCCAGUACGGAGAGUGGCCGGAGGACCAGAGCCUGCAACCAUACCGGAUCAGGAGAGAUGAACUGUUCAGAUCUCUGUGCACCAUCUUCGGACUGCCGGAUACCGUGGUGACCGACAACGGGCCAGCCUUCGUGGGCAGAGAGUUCCAACAGUUCGUCAAGAGGAACGGCAUCAGGCACGUCACGACGGCACCGCAUCAUCCGGCGAGUAAUGGUCUCGCGGAGAGGUACGUGAGGGAGGUGAAGUGUGCUCUUAAGAAGUCUGUUGAUGUGUCAUUGCACCUAAGAGUUGCUAACUGGCUAAUUAAGCAGCAUACUACCGCUAGUUCUACCACUGGUGUGUCCCCUGCAUACCUGAUGUUCGGUCGGGAACUAAAAACACGGCUGCAGCUGCUGCAUCCAGACGUGGCGGGUCAAGUGGAGCGUCGCAUGGACUCUCAAAAGCGACACUAUGACUCUGGCCGUCGCCCUAAGAGUGUUCUCGUGUCCGACAGGGUUUAUGCGAGGAGCUACGGCGCCGGCCCGGCCUGGCGGGCCGGAACGGUGGUGGACCUGGCGGGUGGCGCCAUGGCCAGCAUCCGUCUGGAUGAUGGGCGUGUCUGGCGGCGGCAUCUCGAUCAGUUGCGUCCCAUCGCUGAUCUAUCUCCGGCUUCUGAUGUGAGCGCGCCAGUCCCGUCUCCGCCUCUGGACCAGUGUGCAGCGCGGCGACUGGCUGGACCACUGCCGGUGGUGGAGGAGCCGGCGGCGGCCGCGCGCAGGCCGCCUGACAGUGCGGUACCUGACAGUGUGGUACCUGCUGGUGCUCCUGCCGUUCCUGCGGGUCAGCUGGCGGAGGAGAACGGAAGUACGGCCGCCCGGGCCAAAGACUCCGCAACUGAGCUGCCACCUGGGACUGAUCCAGACGAUCUGGCUCCGUCCCUCCGGCGCUCCACACGAGUUCGGAAACAGACUGACUUUUUCCGGUUCUGAGUGUCGGCUGCGGCCGCUGACUGAAAUGUACUUCUAACUGCUUGGGUUGUGAACUGGUGUUCGUUCUUCCUACAAAAGACAGUUGUUGAUCUUUAAAGGGAAGGGCGAGUGUGGUAACUUGCACCUCUAACUGGCCGGCCGGGCGGCGGUCGCACCUCUAGCCGGCCGGCCGGCCGGCGGUCGCUGGUCAGCUGACCGCCGUGCGGCCGCACCGCCUGGGGCUGUGGGCGGACUGGGCCUGCGUGCCGAAGCUGGGAGCUGGCAGUCAGUGCGGUACGGAUCUGUGUGAGUGAAUACAUG